GGUCUCAAUCAAACGAGUCCCAGUGAUGGUACCAUGACAGACUUUGUCUCUUCUUCAUGUGAUUCCAUUGUAACGAUAACUUCACAAAGUUCGGAGGUCCGCAAUUCAAUUUCUUCAGGGCUCGAUUCGGCAGUGGCUCCUACUGGCCUUGAACUCUCGGAGGUGACUGAUGCAGCUACGUCUUUUGCUGGAGACACCGUAGUCGGCAAAGGCGAACGAAGGAACCUAGAUUCUUUGAUCACGCAAAAUUUCGAAAAUGUAUGCCACAUGACUUUCAUUUUUGUUUAA
Messenger RNA from Protopolystoma xenopodis, 288 nucleotides. NCBI's taxonomy places the organism in Eukaryota, Metazoa, Platyhelminthes, Monogenea, Polystomatidea, Polystomatidae. The record is from the annotation of a GenBank genome assembly.